This is a messenger RNA of Syzygium oleosum, 2496 nucleotides long. RefSeq names its product pentatricopeptide repeat-containing protein At2g03880, mitochondrial-like. The record is from RefSeq and is a predicted model, not a curated record. The transcript has a single exon. Gene Ontology annotation, molecular function: RNA binding; protein binding; zinc ion binding. Bases 112 to 2268 code for a protein of 718 amino acids. Lineage: Eukaryota; Viridiplantae; Streptophyta; Magnoliopsida; Myrtales; Myrtaceae. Gene Ontology annotation, biological process: RNA modification.
UGCAAGACUGCAGUAGUGUCACGGCUUAUAAAGAUGGAUGUUGGCAUCCAUGGAUUUAAGAAGACAGCAUGUACCCUAUGAUGUAGAAGGACUGCUCUUUGUCCUAGUAUUAUGAGAGUUCCUUCCCCAUUGAUUCACAGCAAAAGCCACACAGCAAUCCAUUCAUCUUCCUCUGUGUUACCCAAGUUCUUGCACACCACACAUCCCAAGAAAAUCCCAUCACCACCCGCCCCAACUCAACUCAAUGACCUCCUCAACACCGCUUCACACACCAAGAACAUCAGACAUGUCACCCAAAUACAUGCCCAGAUCAUCACCAGCAACUGCACCUCCCUCCCUUCCCUCCUCAACAAGCUCCUCAGCUUGUAUGCCAAGUGUGGCCAAGUUGACCAAAGCGUGCUGUUGUUCUCACAAGCCAGUGAUGGGUCCAAAAAUGUGGUCACCUGGACUUCCCUCAUCACCCAACAAUCCCAUGCCAGCAAGCCCUUCAAGGCACUGACCCUGUUUAACCAGAUGAGGAGCACUGGUGUUUACCCCAACCAUUUUACCUUCUCUGCUGUUUUACCUGCCUGCGCAGGGACCAUGGUGUCGUCUCAUGGUGAACAGAUUCAUUGCUUGGUGAUCAAACAUGGGUUUGACUGUGACAUCUUCGUGGGAAGUGCUUUGGUGGACAUGUACGCCAAAUGUUCCCGUAUGGAUGCGGCGGAGAAGGUGUUUGACGAAAUGCCUGACAGAAACCUUGUCACCUGGAAUUCUAUGGUUGUGGGGCUUUUGCAAAACAAGUUUUUUGACCGUGCGGUUUUAGUUUUCAGGGAGGUUCUUAAGCGAGAUUCUAUCGCGCCGGAUGAAGUGACUUUCUCUAGCGCUUUGAGUGCUUGUGGCAAUAAUGGCAGCUCAGAAUUCGGAAGGCAGGUACAUGGUUUGGUUGUUAAGGAGAAUUUGAUGAGUUCAUCAUACGUGAAGAAUUCGCUGCUGGACAUGUACUGUAAAUGUGGGUCGUUAGAUGAUGCUCUUAGGCAAUUCCAGACUAGUGGAGUUCAAGAUGUUGUUACAUGGAAUGUGAUGAUGAUGGGGUUUGUCAAUAAUGAUAAGUUUGAAGAGGCUUGCCAUUACUUUACUUUCAUGAGAAGUAAAGGUGUAAUUCCCGAUGAGGUCUCGUUCUCUACUGUGCUUCAUGCUACUGCUUCUAUCUCAGCAUUGAGCCAGGGCACCUCGAUUCAUGAUCAGAUAUUAAAAAGUGGAUCCGUUAACAGCAGCUGCGUUGGAGGUGCUUUAAUUAUGAUGUAUGCGAAAUGUGGUAGUUUAGCUGAUGCUACUCGGGCGUUUGAAGAGAUCAAGGGCCGAACCGUGGUAUGUUGGAGUGCGAUGAUUACUGCAUUCCAGCAACAUGGGUGUGCUGAUCAAGCAAUUGAAUUGUUCGAGGAUAUGCUAGGGCAAGGAACUAAACCUGAUUAUGUUACCCUUGUUAGUCUUCUCGCGGCGUGCAGCCAUGCUGGGCGUGUUGACAAAGGCUACUUGUAUUUCAAUACCAUGAGUAAGAUUUUUGGUAUAAACCCUGGACAUGAACACUAUGCUUGUAUGGUUGACUUACUUGGUCGUGCUGGCCGGCUAGACGAAGCAAAGAAGUUCAUAGAAUUGAUGCCUAUCAAAGCUGACGCAACAGCAUGGGGAGCUUUGCUUGGUGCUUGCUCAAAUCAUGGAAAUCUUGAAAUGGGCAGAGAAGUCGCAGAUAGGCUUUUUGAGUUGCAACCUGAUAAUCCAGGAAACUAUGUGCUGCUUUCAAACAUGUACUCGCGUGAGGGAAGAUUGAAGGAAGCGGAUGAAGUUAGAAGACUGAUGUCUGUCAAUGGGCUAAAGAAGGAACCAGGGUGUAGCUGGGUUGAUGUAAAAAACACGACCUUUGUGUUCACCGUGCACGAUAGGUCGCACGCCAUGACGCGUGAGAUUUAUGAGAUGCUUGGUCAGUUGGAGGAGUUGGUGAGAAAGAGAGGACACGUUCCUCAAGUCCAAUUCUCAGUCAAUAGCAUAGGAGAGUACAAAGAGCGUAACUUAUGGUAUCAUAGCGAGAGAUUGGCUCUUGCUUUUGCGCUUCUUACACUCCCAAAUGGAGCUCCUGUUAGGAUAAAGAAGAACCUGAGGACUUGUGGUGACUGUCACACGGUGAUGAAAUUCGCUUCUGAUAUUUACAAAAGAGAGAUUGUUGUCAGGGAUGUCAAUCGGUUUCAUCGGUUCACUGAUGGUCAAUGUUCAUGCGGGGAUUACUGGUAACUCGACAUAUGACAGCAUUCUUAAGGUUCUUGUCAAGUAUUAUUGUUUGACUUAUUAACAAUCUUACCCUCAAAACAUUUUACUUCUGGGGUUUGCAGAGAUAGAAACUGGAUUGUGAGUUUCUUCCUCCUUUUCUUGCCAUGUGUUUCCGCUUGAACCUCUUCAAAGCUCAUACGGCUAUUCUUGCUACCGAACACAUUACAUCAAAUUGAAUUUGAGUUUUCUGCA